Messenger RNA from Cooperia oncophora, 360 nucleotides. NCBI's taxonomy places the organism in Eukaryota, Metazoa, Nematoda, Chromadorea, Rhabditida, Trichostrongylidae. The record is from the annotation of a GenBank genome assembly.
AUGUCCCCUGAGAUUCUCAACAAAAAGCGCUAUAAUUACAAAGUGGACAUAUGGUCACUUGGUAUUAUGGCUCUUGAGAUGAUUGACGGAGAGCCUCCUUAUCUCCACGAAACACCAUUGAAGGCGAUCUACCUUAUUGCACAGAAUGGAAAGCCUGAAAUCAAGAGACGAGACCAGCUUUCUCCUGAUUUCUUAGACUUCUUAGAUCGCUGCCUCGUAGUCGAACCCGAGGAUAGGGCAGACACGGAAGAACUUUUACGACAUCCCUUCCUUGCCAGGGCAAAACCGCUCAGCAGUCUUAUUCCAUAUAUAAAGGCGGUCAAGGAACUCAAAGAAAAGGAGAAACUCAGUCACAAAUAG